AAAACUGACAUAAAACAAAUAAAGAAUCCUCUUUAGAGUUGCUUUUAGCUUUCUGUUUGAAAAUAGAAAUCAUAAUUAAAUAUGAUAUGCGAAACUUUGAAAAUUAGGAUUACUUGAACAAAUAAGAAAAAACUCCUGACCAAGUUAUAAUUAUUAUAAUAGUAAUAAAAAAUAAAUAAGUAAAUAAAAUUUCCACUGGCUAUUAAAAAUACAAUUGAACCAAGAUAAACGCAGGACAAGAAAGCACUUGAACAAUGAAAUCAUUUCAGUAACUACUCCGAUUUUUCACCGAUCGCAAUGCAACGUCAACGACCGCCUGCUGAUCCUCAAGCCAGAGCCCGGCAUGGGGUACACCGGCUGCCAGGCCAUCAAGCUCAUAUGGCAGCCGGUCAAGCAGCAGCCCAUGAUGCAGCUCACCGUGAGGUGGCCCGUCAGGCAGCAGCUCGUCAAGAAGCAGCCCGUCAAGCACAGGCUCGAGAGGCAGCCCGCCUGGCAGCAGCCCGUGAUGCAGCUCGCCGUGAGAUGGUACGUCAGGCAGCCGCUCGUCAAGAAGCAGCCCGUCAAGCACAGGCUCAAGAGGCAGCGCUCCGGGCAGCAGCCCGUGAUGCAGCUCAACGACAGCUUCAACGUCAGGCUGCAGCCCGUGAUGCAGCUCGCCGUGAGCUUGAACGUCAGGCGGCAGCCCGUGAUGCAGCUCGCCGUGAGCUUGAACGUCAGGCGGCAGCCCGUGAUGCAGCUCGCCGUGAGCUUGAACGUCAGGCGGCUGCCCGUGAUGCAGCUCGCCGCGAGAUUGAACGUCGGGCCGCAGCCCAUCAAGAGGCAGCUCGCCGCGGGGUUGAACGUCCGGCAGCAGCUCGUCAAGAGGCAGGUUUCCGUGAGGUUGAACGGCAGGCGAAGGCACGUGAGGCAGCACGCCAAGCAGCAGCAGCACGUAAUCAGGCGGUUGCCAGACAUGAGGCAGCAGCCCGUGAAGUAGUUCGUCGAGAAGCUGGGCGUCAAGAGGCAAUCCCCUGGGAACAUGCGCGUAUGCAUAGACGGCAUGAACCAGAAAGAAACUUUUUACAAUAUGCGAGGCUGGCUGUUGGUGCUGGAAAUGUAAUAGUGCAUGGUGCGGCUUUGGCGGUCGGAUGGGCUUGCUGCAUCAUGUAGAUCCACUUUCGCUACAAAUGGUUAAUUUUGUUGUGAUUCAGAUCUUAAUUCCAAUUAGUUUGAGGUUUAAUCUGUUCAACUAUUGUAAGAGAGUAAUAAGAAAACUACUUUUACUAUUGAUAUUGACUUGGAUUGAUUUUGUCCAUGACCUAGGACACAAUUUACCUUGCUGAAUUACUCUCCACCAUCUGCAUAUGGAUG
Molecule: messenger RNA, 1350 nt
Organism: Ziziphus jujuba (common jujube)
Lineage: Eukaryota; Viridiplantae; Streptophyta; Magnoliopsida; Rosales; Rhamnaceae
Exons: 2
Coding region: 298-1149 (283 amino acids)
Source: RefSeq, a predicted model, not a curated record